AUUCAUAUAUCUUUGUCCGGCCAAAUCAUUGGUUCAAAACGCAGCUGACCCAAAACCCAUCCACCACGUACUGCGUCAUGAAUUCUUCAGGCUCGUGAUUCUUCAGGUCUAGCUAAGUGUUGUGCUUGGGUCACCGUGAUUUACCUCCUCUCACAUUCCCGUCGGGUCGGGGGUGAGGGGCGCCCGGGGUGAGCGAUUUCACCUUUGGAGAAUGAAUUCUUCAGGCUCUGAUUACCAAAAAUUCGCACCAUCCCCAGUGCAAGCACCCUCUUACUACGGUGAGAAGGCGACGACCGGCUACCCGGUUGACUCCUCCUCGUCGGCGUCCCAAUUCUACAGUUCCGACGGCUCUCAUAUUGCGCCUAAGGCGGCGGGCCGCCUUCCCUGGUCGACCGGCCUCUUUGGCUGUUUCUCAGAUCCCAGUAACUGUUGCCUGACUUUCUGGUGUCCAUGUGUCACGUUCGGACGAAUUGCGGAGAUUGUGGAUAAGGGCUCUAGUUCUUGUGGAGUGAAUGGGGCGCUUUACACACUAAUGGCAUGCGUGACGGGGUGUCCGUGCUUGUAUAGUUGCUUCUUCAGGAAGAAGAUGCGGGAGCAGUACAUGUUGAGGGAUAGCCCCUGCGGGGAUUGUUUGCUCCAUUGCUUCUGCGAGUCGUGCGCGCUCUGCCAGGAACACCGUGAGCUCAAAAUCCGUGGUUUUGACAUGUCCAUUGGGUGGCAUGGAAACGUGGAAAAACAAAACAAUGGAAUUGUCAUGGCUCCGAUCCCCCAAGGAGGGAUGAGCAGAUAGCUUGUACAAAGAGGCUAACAAGUGCCGCAAUAUAUACUGUACAACCCGUUGUACGGUAUUUCCUAUACAUCCUCUGUGAAAGCUCAUUUAUGAGUAAGUAAAUGUUCAUUUUCAAGCAAGUGAAUAUUCAUUUUUGAGUAGCUGAGUACUCAUUUCUCUAAAAUUUAGUUAUGCCCAAAAUAGAGCAUUCAAUUACUCAAAAUUCAAUGUUCUCUUAUUCGAAAAUGAGUACUUAGUUAAUAGACAAUGAGUAUUGAUGCUGAUGUAGGGGAAAUACCGUACAUUCAGAUUUAUGAUAUAUGUGAGCUCUCUUUAAAAAAUGUUUUAAAACUGUUAAAAUGUUGUUUUAAAGAAAUGCCUUUUUUACAUUCAAAUUUGUGUAAGCGUGCUUGGAGUAUCGGUCUUUGACCCAUUACUUCUAUAUGUAUCUUGAUUGACUUUAUAAUUUAAUUCCAUUAGCAUUCCCUGGAUUCUUGUAUUCCGUCAUUUCCGUGUAUCUGUCCAUUAAAAUUAAUUCAUGAUU
Cuscuta campestris is the source of this 1313-nucleotide messenger RNA. NCBI's taxonomy places the organism in Eukaryota, Viridiplantae, Streptophyta, Magnoliopsida, Solanales, Convolvulaceae. The record is from the annotation of a GenBank genome assembly.